AUGAAGACGCAGACUUUGCCACGCAGAAAACGCGGUGAUCAUGCUGAGUGGCUAGAAGCUUUGAAUGGUCCAGACAAGAUCGGCGUGAAAUUAACGAAGGAACGCAUACGAAUUGUAGACAUCCCCUCCCCAUCUGAACCUGAAUGUCGGCUUCUAUCAGUCAGAAAAUAA
Molecule: messenger RNA, 171 nt
Organism: Plasmopara halstedii
Lineage: Eukaryota; Oomycota; Peronosporomycetes; Peronosporales; Peronosporaceae
Exons: 2
Coding region: 1-171 (56 amino acids)
Source: RefSeq, a predicted model, not a curated record